UUUACGUUUAAUUAUUAUAAUUUUUAUAAAUUUAAGUGUUAAAUAUGUUAUAAUUCUAAUUUAAAUGUUUAAUAAAUUAAUAGCAACUAAUACAAAAUAUUCAGCCAUUUAUUUUAUAUAAUUUUAGGUUAUUCAUAAAUACUUAUAUAUUGGUUGUCUUUAUUGUUAAUUGAAACUAAUGGACAAUUAUUUUUUCAGAUGCCUCGAAGAGCAGUAUCAUCUAGAGGUAGAGGACAUAGCCAGCAGCUCUCUACGAAUGAAACAGAUGAGCCAAUACAGAUGCAAGAGGAAACACUGGAGCACACUCCAGCAGCAUUAGGGGGACAAGCAAACGCAUCAUCAUCAUCAUCAGUUCAAACUAGAGGUCCGAACUUGGGACAUCCUAUCCCAUCAAACCCGUCUGAUCGGCAAUUGAUCAGAUUGAAAGGAAAUGUCUUUUUAGAUUCCACAGUUACUAGAUCAAUCAGUAAUGACAUUAAGAUGCGCUACACUGCUCCAUGGAAAACUUGGUCAGAAAUACCUUUAAAGACAAAAGACGAGCUCUUCGGACUUUUUCGGAGUCGAUAUGUAUGGGAUGAGAGUGAAGAAGAUAUGAUUCGAACUGCUUGGGAAAAGGUAGGAAAAGAAAGACUGCGAGACAUUCUUAAUAGAGUUAGGAGUGAAUUGUUGCGUAAGCACAAGAAGACAGAUGUUGCUUAUCUAUACAAUUUAGGACCAGAUUGGAUGGAUGGAAAUUUCUGGAAGUAGUAAAGGGAGGGUUUAUGGUUUUGGAUCUUCUGAUAUUGCAAAAUCUGGAACUCCAACUACCUCUUUCUCAUGCACAUCAGCUCAUCCUGGAGCAAAUGCAAGAGCAAAUGCAAGAGCAAAUGCAAGAGCAAAUGCGAGUGCAGAUAGAAAAGCAAAUAAAAGAUCAGAUGAAAUCAUUGAAGAACAAAAAAAGAUCUUCACCGCAUAAUCCAACUGCAGAUUGUACUUCUCUAUCAGAUGGUUCAACAAAUUCAUAGAUUAGUUUUUAGUUUUAUGAACAUUGUUAAGUAUAAUUGAUUUAUUUUAAAUUUUAUGAUGAUUGUUAAGUAUUAU
Messenger RNA from Manihot esculenta (cassava), 1080 nucleotides. RefSeq lists its product as uncharacterized. The coding region runs from base 199 to 747 and encodes 182 amino acids. NCBI's taxonomy places the organism in Eukaryota, Viridiplantae, Streptophyta, Magnoliopsida, Malpighiales, Euphorbiaceae. The record is from RefSeq and is a predicted model, not a curated record. The transcript is spliced from 4 exons.